AUUUUAGUUCCUGAUAUGGUUCAAAUGCCAAAAAUCCUUCAUCUUACAUUUCACAGUUCAGUGACAUAUUUCCUUUCUGUUUAAAUUCAUUCUAAGCUGCAAUUACCCUUAAAAAUGUUGCCAUUUCCCUCCAGAGCCACAAUCAACAUAGCUGUUGUCUCAAUGGGAAAACAAUUCUCCUUAUGAUGAGUAUAUUGCAAUAAAAUAGACAUGUCCCUAAUGAAUGGGAGUUUACUUGCUUUGCUGGAAAGCAAGUUAUGCAUUAAAACUAGUCUAUAUGUUGUGAUGGGUGGUCUUUUGUUUUGUUGGUGAACCAGAGAAAAACGACUGUUGCAUAAAAGGAAAACAUCCUACAAGGACCAGAGUGCCGUGUGAUCUCCUCCUUCCCAAGCAGCUUCCUGAACAGGAAGCUGCUACAGCUGAACAGGACUACAAUUUGUUGGCUGGAUUCUGCUAAACUCCUCCACGUAAAUCUAUAGUUCAGGAAAGAGACAUGGAAGGAAGUAAGAUACACUUUAUGUAGUUUGAUUCCAAUUUUAGAAUAAUAAAAAGUCAGUUGAAAAUUUGGUGGAGUUGCCCUUUAAGUACUGCUAUGGAAGCAAAUUAAUCAAAACAGUUUCUGAGGUGCAAAUCCUCAAUCUUGACUCCUUCUUCAAACCCGCCCGUCACCCCUCCGUCUGCGUCGCCCUUCGCUCUUGCCCCUGUGAUAUUUGUGCACCGACUGGAGCUGCACUCUGUCCUGCUCUAAACUUAGCCCUGACAGUACCGCUCCUCAUCACAACAUACUCUGCAGACCACUGCGGAUCACAAUGGACGGUGUCGAGUUACCACAGAUGCUGCUGUUUCUCACCGGUGACGCUGGGAAAACAAGAUGUAGACUUAAAGGCUCUGCAGGUUUUUCUGUCUUUCACUCUCUGCACUUGUAUUCCUCUUUGUCACGAUGGGCAGCUAUAGUUCAGCCCUCAUUCCUGACACUGAAGAGUUUGGUUCAAUUGUGUCUGUCGCGGAGAAGCUGAAUGAGCAGGUAGCUCAUGCUGCAGAUGAGAGGUUACAGUCAGAGCUUCAGACUCUGGUAACACUCAUGAUGGAGGAGGAAAGAAACAAAAACCAGAGUGAAGAGCUGAACUCUUCAACGCCACAAGAAAGCACUCAGGAAACCAGUGAGAAUGCGCUGCCUGCAGCGGUACCCAAAAAUGUGCCCACGGAGUCCUUCUCCUCCCUUCUGCCGAAAGCUCUCUCUGCCGUACUACAUCCAACACUGCCACCGGGCCUCAACUCUGACCUGCCGAGCAGAAAUCCAGACAAACACUCUCCACCGAACCUGGAACAGCUGCAGACAGAACUGAGAGACCUGAGGGACCAGAUUGAACAGAUGAAGAGUCAGCACAAUAAAGAAAUCAAACUGCUGAUGAAUGAGCUUGAUGAGGAGAAAAGGAUUCGCUUAACUUUACAGAUGGAAAUUCAACGCAUGAAGAAGCACCUGUCUAAAUGAGAGGACACCAUCAAACAUGAAAGACACUGAUUCGGUGACAGUGUUUUUUUGUAUACUUAACCGAUAAAUGGCAUUCUAUAAGCUUAAAAAAAAUCGUUCCUUCUCCUUUUUAAUGGAUUUCUCUUACGUGGUAAUGUCGUUUACUUUUGUGUUGGACUGAUGAGUCUUCUGACCAAGAGGACUGAAUGUUUUUACCGAACCUUUGCUGAAAGCGUAAAGAUGAGGAGCAGGAGGAGCAAAGCCAAGAUGAAAGGCUGUUCUUUCUCUCCGAAGAUGAGCUGCGCAUGGCUCUGUUGUACAUUUAAUGUGUUGUAUUUGCUUCUGUAGAUUUUCAAUCCCCAUAUCCACAACAUAUUUAACAUCCCUUGUUGGGUAAAAUGUCCAUUAAAAUAUUUAGAACAAUGUCUAGUGGCUGUCGGUCUGAAUUUGUGCUGCAGAUUCUCAUUUUUGAAAUAAGGUGAGGAACGAAUAUGAAGCUUCAAUCUUGCUUAAGGAUGCAUAUAUCUUGUAAAAACGAUGUAAUAGUUUUCCUUUUGUUCAUAAGUUUAUUGGUUGCUGAUGUGUACGUGCGUUGUGAAUUUAUUAAAAAUGUUGGCCAUUG
Stegastes partitus (bicolor damselfish) is the source of this 2093-nucleotide messenger RNA. RefSeq names its product SH3 domain-containing kinase-binding protein 1. NCBI's taxonomy places the organism in Eukaryota, Metazoa, Chordata, Actinopteri, Pomacentridae. The transcript is spliced from 7 exons. The record is from RefSeq and is a predicted model, not a curated record. Bases 941 to 1492 code for a protein of 183 amino acids.